This is a messenger RNA of Carassius carassius (crucian carp), 3261 nucleotides long. RefSeq names its product ceramide glucosyltransferase-like. The record is from RefSeq and is a predicted model, not a curated record. Bases 141 to 1322 code for a protein of 393 amino acids. Gene Ontology annotation, molecular function: ceramide glucosyltransferase activity. The transcript has 9 exons. Gene Ontology annotation, biological process: glucosylceramide biosynthetic process. NCBI's taxonomy places the organism in Eukaryota, Metazoa, Chordata, Actinopteri, Cypriniformes, Cyprinidae. Gene Ontology annotation, cellular component: membrane.
AUUCCCGCAGACCCGCCUGCCCCGGUGCAGUCAUCUGAGAGUGACAGUGUGUGAGAGAGUGAGAGUGAGUGUGUGUGAGAGAGAGCUCCAGCAUUAGGGCCGAACACUGAGGUGUCAGCGCAUCCGGACACAGGACAGCCAUGGCCCUGCUCGAUCUAGCCCUGCAAGGCUUCUCCAUCUUCGGCUUCGGCUUGUUCAUCGUGCUCUGGCUCAUGCACCUCGUGUCCAUCAUCUAUGUCCGUCUGCAUCUCAACAAGAAGACCACAGAAAAGGUGCCGUACAGCAAACUGGCUGGUGUGUCGCUGCUGAAGCCCCUCAAGGGUGUGGACCCCAAUCUCAUAACCAAUCUGGAGACAUUUUUUGAGCUGGACUAUCCCAAGUUUGAAAUUCUGCUGUGCGUUCAAGACCAUGACGAUCCAGCCAUUGAUGUUUGCAAAAAGCUGUUGGGCAAAUAUCCGAAUGUUGACGCCAGGUUAUUCAUAGGGGGUAAGAAAGUUGGCAUCAAUCCAAAAAUAAAUAACCUCAUGCCAGCUUAUGAAGGGGCAAGGUACGAACUCGUCUGGAUCUGUGACAGCGGCAUUCGAGUGAAGCCAGACACUCUCACUGAUAUGGCUAAUCAGAUGACGGAGAAGGUGGGACUGGUUCACGGUCUUCCUUACGUGGCAGACAGACAAGGAUUUGCCGCCACGUUAGAGCAGGUUUAUUUUGGAACCUCACAUCCUCGUUCCUACAUCUCGGCCAAUGUCACGGGAAUCAAGUGUGUCACAGGGAUGUCGUGUCUCAUGAGGAAGGAGAUCCUGGACGAAGCGGGGGGGCUGAUUGCGUUUGCUCAGUACAUCGCUGAAGAUUACUUCAUGGCCAAGGCCAUCGCAGACAGGGGAUGGAAAUUUUCCAUGGCAACGCAGGUAGCCAUGCAGAAUUCUGGCUCGUACUCCAUUGCACAAUUCCAGUCUCGCAUGAUCAGAUGGGCCAAACUGAGAAUCAACAUGCUGCCGGCCACCGUCAUCGAGCCCAUCUCUGAGUGCUUUGUGGCCAGUCUUAUCAUCGGCUGGGCCGCCCACCAUGUGUUUCGCUGGGACAUCAUGGUGUUUUUCCUGUGCCAUUGCCUGGCCUGGUUCAUUUCGGAUUACAUCCAGCUGAGAGGAGUACAGGGCGGCCCUCCAUCCUUCUCCAAGCUGGAUUACGCAGUUGCUUGGUUCAUCAGGGAGUCCAUGACAAUUCAGAUUUUCUUGUCCGCUCUUUGGGACCCCACCAUCAGCUGGAGAGCGGGACGUUACCGAUUGCGUUGCGGAGGGACGGCAGAGGAAAUCCUGGAUGUUUAAACGGCACCAUGUGCCUGGGACUAUGCACUGGUGUGAACAUGGACACAGAACUGAGAAGAUGUGGACGCAGGUGGACAAACGAACUGCAACUUUUUUUUCGUUUUGGGUUUUAUUCCAAGUUCUGAUAGUUUUUAACCUGCGACUUAUAUAGAUUAUUUAUGUCCUUGGUGCUUUUUUUGUUUUCCUGUGCGGUCUCUUGACAAUUGAGACCUCGUUCUAGAUGAGCCAAAAGUUAUGAAGAAGAGAACUUGUGUGGAAACUAUGUCUGGUGAGGAGGCGGCACUUCAGCGGGCAUCAGUAGCCUUGUUUAAAAACCAGUCUAAAUGUAACUCUUUUAUUUUUAAAGGUCCCUGCAACAUGUUUAGUGGUGGUUGAAGAACUCUGUAUUUUGUGACAUAUCCAUUUUAUAAUGAGUUGGAUUUACAGUUUUUAACGAUAAUAGUUGGGUAAAGAGUGACUGAAGCCUGUUAAAAUGGCACUGGCGCAUGAAUGGAUCACUUGCUUAUCACAGUGUUGCUCUCAACAUACAGCACUCUUGCCAUAUUUUAUACAUUUUUGGACUUUUGGAUGUUCGAAACGGAUCCACUCAGGUCCAUUUUAUGUUUACUGGACAGAGCAAUAUCUUCGGUUGAGGUUAUACAUAGGGAAUUGUGGCAUACUGUUGACGACUCUUGUACAGUCUUUGCAUUCUCCCUGCAGUAUUCGAGCACGAGGUUUACUCCUUAACUUGCUAUCUGCAGAUUUAAUCGCAUAUCUUAUGAAAUUUAGUGUCAUUUGAAGAGCAAGCAGUUUUGUUAUAAUUUUGACAUCUUUCAUGCUUUUCUUCAAGGUCUUUAUCUUACCGUGCUUCGUUCUCCGCAGUAGUUGCUCUCGUACCAGGAUCAGGGUUUACUCAAACACAUUUCCUGCCCUGCUGCUGUUUGUUUGAGAAGCUGUCAGUAUUUUCUUGACGUUUGACUGGAUAUAAAUUGUCCAAACAUUUCAUCCAAUGCCAUUUCAGUUAGCCUUUAAACCAAAUUUUCUUGAUGUCAAGAGUUUGAGAAGUUAAAGUAUACUCAUUUUUUUUGAGUUGAAACAAUUUGGCAGGAGUGGAUGUGUGUUCAAUUUUAUAGAAACAUUUGAUGCAUUUCAAAAUAUGACAGUCGCACUCUACUUGUCUCCAUUAACAUAAAUACUCUUACAGUCAAACAGUAUUCACGAAACAAUUGACAUUCUUCUCCAUCUUCCCCCCUUUUUCUUUUUUUUUUACACGAUUGUAUCUUAAGGAACUGCUUGUUUUUUGUUUCGUACUGCCAGCACUUUGUUGUUGAACUGCUCUUUCUGCAUUUUCCUCAUUUCUUGACUCUUGUGGCUAUGCGUUCAUAAAUCAUGCUGCUGAUCGAGAAGAACCCAUGCCAGCACUGGCAGUAUUGUUUAACAGAUAAUCUACUCAUUCACCUGGAACUGUUCAAGCCUUGGUUGUUAUUUUCAAACCAUAAUAAUAAUAAUAUUUGAUUCCGAGAAAAAACCCUGUUGGCUUGAGCCGUGUUCAUGUGUCUUCAUAUUCCAUCAGCUGCCAUUUAGGAAGUACUAAACACUGUUUUAGCCCAGUGCCAACCCUCCAUUGUUUGUGUGUUUGUUCUGUUGUUGGUUUAUUAUUUCUAAUUUGAAUACACCUGAUUUUGUUCUGCUGAACGCUUUGGGCUGACUAUUGGAAAUAAACUGUGUUUUGUGCAUGAGGCCACGGAAUGAAUGCCAUUUGUUCGUAACAUGGCAGUUGAAGUAUUAACAGUUGGGGAUCAAUCAAUUAGCAAUAAUCAUAGGCAUUAUUAGUUUGACUCUAUUCAGGCUGUGAAACGAAAGCAAGCUUCCAAACCCAUUUCUGUGUCCAUUUGUGGUAUAAUAAACAUUUCAGAUUUUGUUGACCGUUACACAUUGAUCAUACCUCAGUGGGCCUCAU